Dipodomys spectabilis (banner-tailed kangaroo rat) is the source of this 6957-nucleotide messenger RNA. RefSeq names its product serine/arginine repetitive matrix protein 2-like. NCBI's taxonomy places the organism in Eukaryota, Metazoa, Chordata, Mammalia, Rodentia, Heteromyidae. The record is from RefSeq and is a predicted model, not a curated record. The transcript has 8 exons. Bases 1 to 6957 code for a protein of 2318 amino acids.
AUGCAGGACGGACCUCCACGCAGGACGGACCUCCACACAGAGAGGACCUCCACGCAGGACGGACCUCCACACAGAGAGGACCUCCAUGCAGGACGGACCUCAGUGCAGAGCGGAGCUCAGUGCAGGGCGGACCUCCACACAGAGCAGAUCUCCACGCAGGACGGACCUCCACGCAGAGGGGACCUCCACGCAGAGGGGACCUCCACGCAGAGCAGACCUCCACGCAGGGCGGACCUCAGUGCAGAGCGGACCUCCACGCAGGGUGGACCUCCACGCAGAGCAGACCUCCACGCAGGGCGGACCUCAGUGCAGAGCGGACCUCCACGCAGAGCGGACCUCCACACAGAGGGGACCUCGACGCAGAGCAGACCUCCACGCAGAGCAGACCUCCACGCAGAGCAGACCUCCACGCAGAGGGGACCUCCAUGCAGAGGGGACCUCGACGCAGAGCAGACCUCCACGCAGAGCAGACCUCCACGCAGAGCAGACCUCCACGCAGAGGGGACCUCCACGCAGAGGGGACCUCCACGCAGAGGGGACCUCCACGCAGAGCAGACCUCCACGCAGGGCGGACCUCCACGCAGAGCAGACCUCCACGCAGGGCGGACCUCCACACAGAGUGGACCUCCACGCAGGGCGGACCUCCACGCAGAGCAGACCUCCACGCAGAGGGGACCUCCACGCAGAGGGGACCUCCACGCAGAGCGGACCUCCACGCAGAGCAGACCUCCACGCAGGGCGGACCUCCACACAGAGUGGACCUCCACGCAGGGCGGACCUCCACGCAGAGCAGACCUCCACGCAGGGCGGACCUCCACACAGAGUGGACCUCCACGCAGGGCGGACCUCCACGCAGAGCAGACCUCCACGCAGAGGGGACCUCCACGCAGAGGGGACCUCCACGCAGAGCGGACCUCCACGCAGGGCGGACCUCCACGCAGAGUGGACCUCCACGCAGAGCGGACCUCCACGCAGGGCGGACCUCCACGCAGGGCGGACCUCCAUGCAGAGGGGACCUCCACGCAGAGGGGACCUCCACGCAGAGUGGACCUCCACGCAGAGCGGACCUCCACACAGAGCAGACCUCCACGCAGGGCGGACCUCCACGCAGGGCGGACCUCCACGCAGGGCGGACCUCCAUGCAGAGGGGACCUCCAUGCAGAGGGGACCUCCACGCAGAGCAGACCUCCACACAGAGCGGACCUCCACGAAGAGUGGACCUCCACGCAGAGCGGACCUCCACGCAGGGCGGACCUCCACGCAGAGCGGACCUCCACACAGGGCGGACCUCCACGCAGGGCGGACCUCCACGCAGGGCGGACCUCCACGCAGGGCGGACCUCCAUGCAGAGGGGACCUCCAUGCAGGGCGGACCUCCACGCAGGGCGGACCUCCACGCAGAGCAGACCUCCACGCAGGGCGGACCUCCACGCAGAGCGGACCUCCACGCAGAGCAGACCUCCACGCAGAGCAGACCUCCACGCAGGGCGGACCUCCACACAGAGCAGACCUCCACGCAGGGCGGACCUCCACGCAGAGCGGACCUCCACGCAGAGCAGACCUCCUUGCAGAGCGGACCUCCACGCAGGGCGGACCUCCACGCAGGGCGGACCUCCACGCAGGGCGGACCUCCACGCAGAGCGGACCUCCACGCAGGGCGGACCUCCGCGCAGAGCGGACCUCCACGCAGAGCAGACCUCCUUGCAGAGCGGACCUCCACGCAGAGGGGACCUCGACGCAGAGCAGACCUCCACGCAGAGCGGACCUCCACGCAGAGCGGACCUCCACGCAGAGCAGACCUCCUUGCAGAGCGGACCUCCACGCAGAGGGGACCUCGACGCAGAGCAGACCUCCACGCAGAGGGGACCUCCAUGCAGAGGGGACCUCCACGCAGAGCAGACCUCCACGCAGGGCGGACCUCCGCGCAGAGCGGACCUCCACGCAGAGGGGACCUCCACGCAGAGCGGACCUCCACGCAGAGGGGACCUCCACGCAGAGGGGACCUCCACGCAGAGGGGACCUCCACGCAGAGGGGACCUCCACGCAGGGCGGACCUCCACACAGGGCAGACCUCCACGCAGAGCGGACCUCCACGCAGAGGGGACCUCCACGCAGAGGGGACCUCCACGCAGGGCGGACCUCCACACAGGGCAGACCUCCACGCAGAGCGGACCUCCACGCAGAGGGGACCUCCACGCAGAGGGGACCUCCACGCAGAGGGGACCUCCACGCAGAGCGGACCUCCACGCAGAGGGGACCUCCACGCAGAGCGGACCUCCACGCAGAGGGGACCUCCACGCAGGGCGGACCUCCACGCAGGGCGGACCUCCACGCAGGGCGGACCUCCACGCAGAGCGGACCUCCACGCAGGGCGGACCUCCACGCAGAGCAGACCUCCACGCAGGGCGGACCUCCACGCAGAGGGGACCUCCACGCAGAGGGGACCUCCACGCAGAGGGGACCUCCACGCAGGGCGGACCUCCACGCAGAGGGGACCUCCACGCAGGGCGGACCUCCACGCAGAGGGGACCUCCAUGCAGGGCGGACCUCCACGCAGAGCAGACCUCCACACAGAGCGGACCUCCACGCAGAGGGGACCUCCAUGCAGAGGGGACCUCCACGCAGGGCGGACCUCCACGCAGAGCAGACCUCCACGCAGAGCGGGCCUCCACGCAGAGCGGGCCUCCACGCAGAGCAGACCUCCACGAAGGGUGGACCUCCACGCAGAGCAGACCUCCACGCAGGGCGGACCUCCGCGCAGGGCGGACCUCCACGCAGAGAGGACCUCCACGCAGGGCGGACCUCCACGCAGAGCAGACCUCCACGCAGGGCGGACCUCCACGCAGAGGGGACCUCCACGCAGAGCAGACCUCCAUGCAGAGCAGACCUCCACGCAGGGCGGACCUCCACGCAGAGCGGACCUCCACGCAGAGCGGACCUCCACGCAGAGCAGACCUCCACGCAGAGCGGACCUCCACACAGAGCAGACCUCCACGCAGGGCGGACCUCCACGCAGGGCGGACCUCCAUGCAGGGCGGACCUCCUUGCAGAGCGGACCUCCACGCAGAGGGGACCUCCACGCAGAGCGGACCUCCACGCAGAGCAGACCUCCUUGCAGAGCGGACCUCCACGCAGACGGGACCUCGACGCAGAGCAGACCUCCACGCAGAGCAGACCUCCACGCAGAGGGGACCUCCACGCAGAGGGGACCUCCACGCAGAGCAGACCUCCACGCAGGGCGGACCUCCACGCAGGGCGGACCUCCACGCAGGGCGGACCUCCACGCAGAGCGGACCUCCACGCAGAGGGGACCUCCACGCAGGGCGGACCUCCACGCAGAGGGGACCUCCACGCAGAGCGGACCUCCACGCAGGGCGGACCUCCACGCAGAGGGGACCUCCACGCAGAGCGGACCUCCACGCAGGGCGGACCUCCACGCAGAGGGGACCUCCACGCAGAGCGGACCUCCACGCAGGGCGGACCUCCACGCAGAGGGGACCUCGACGCAGAGCAGACCUCCACGCAGGGCGGACCUCCGCGCAGAGCGGACCUCCACGCAGAGGGGACCUCCACGCAGAGGGGACCUCCACGCAGGGCAGACCUCCACGCAGGGCGGACCUCCACGCAGAGCAGACCUCCACGCAGGGCGGACCUCCACGCAGAGGGGACCUCCACGCAGAGGGGACCUUCACGCAGAGGGGACCUCCACGCUGGGCGGACCUCCACGCAGAGCAGACCUCCACGCAGGGCGGACCUCCACGCAGAGCAGACCUCCACGCAGGGCGGACCUCCACGCAGAGGGGACCUCCACGCAGAGCAGACCUCCACGCAGAGCGGACCUCCACGCAGAGCGGACCUCCACGCAGAGCGGACCUCCACGCAGAGCAGACCUCCACGCAGGGCGGACCUCCACGCAGAGGGGACCUCCACGCAGAGGGGACCUCCACGCAGAGGGGACCUCCACGCAGGGCGGACCUCCACGCAGAGGGGACCUCCGCGCAGAGGGGACCUCCAUGCAGAGGGGACCUCCACGCAGGGCGGACCUCCACGCAGAGGGGACCUCCACGCAGGGCGGACCUCCACGCAGAGGGGACCUCCGCGCAGAGGGGACCUCCUUGCAGAGGGGACCUCCAUGCAGAGGGGACCUCCACGCAGGGCGGACCUCCACGCAGAGCAGACCUCCACGCAGGGCGGACCUCCACGCAGGGCGGACCUCCACGCAGAGCGGACCUCCACGCAGAGUGGACCUCCACGCAGGGCGGACCUCCACGCAGAGGGGACCUCCACGCAGAGCGGACCUCCACGCAGGGCGGACCUCCACGCAGGGCAGACCGCCACAGAGUGGACCUCCACGCAGAGCGGACCUCCACGCAGGGCGGACCUCCACGCAGAGCAGACCUCCACGCAGGGCGGACCUCCACGCAGAGGGGACCUCCACGCAGAGCGGACCUCCACGCAGGGCGGACCUCCACGCAGGGCGGACCUCCACGCAGAUGGGACCUCCACGCAGAGGGGACCUCCACGCAGAGGGGACCUCCACGCAGAGCGGACCUCCACGCAGGGCGGACCUCCACGCAGAGCAGACCUCCACGCAGGGCGGACCUCCACGCAGAGCGGACCUCCACGCAGAGCAGACCUCCACGCAGGGCGGACCUCCACGCAGGGCGGACCUCCACGCAGAGCAGACCUCCACGAAGGGCGGACCUCCACGCAGAGCAGACCUCCACGCAGGGCGGGCCUCCGCGCAGGGCGGACCUCCACGCAGAGCAGACCUCAGCGCAGGGCGGACCUCCACGCAGAGGGGACCUCCACGCAGAGGGGACCUCCACGCAGAGCAGACCUCCACGCAGGGCGGACCUCCACGCAGGGCGGACCUCCACGCAGAGGGGACCUCCACGCAGAGCGGACCUCCACGCAGGGCGGACCUCCACGCAGGGCGGACCUCCACGCAGGGCUGACCUCCACGCAGAGCGGACCUCCACGCAGAGCGGACCUCCACGCAGAGCAGACCUCCACGCAGAGCAGACCUCCACGAAGGGCGGACCUCCACGCAGAGCGGACCUCCACACAGAGCAGACCUCCACGCAGGGCGGACCUCCACGCAGAGCGGACCUCCACGCAGGGCGGGCCUCCGCGCAGGGCGGACCUCCACGCAGGGCGGACCUCCACGCAGAGCAGACCUCCACGCAGAGGGGACCUCCAUGCAGGGCGGACCUCCACGCAGAGGGGACCUCCACGCAGAGGGGACCUCCACGCACGGCGGACCUCCACGCAGGGUGGACCUCCACGCAGAGGGGACCUCCACGCAGAGGGGACCUCCAUGCAGGGUGGACCUCCAUGCAGGGUGGACCUCCAUGCAGGGUGGACCUCCACGCAGAGCGGACCUCCACACAGAGGGGACCUCCAUGCAGAGGGGACCUCCACGCAGGGCGGACCUCCAUGCAGGGCGGACCUCAGCGCAGGGCGGACCUCCAUGCAGGGCGGACCUCAGCGCAGGACGGACCUCCAUGCAGACCUCUGCAGGGAGCUGGGAGGGAGGGCGGCUGGGAGGGAGGGCACUUGCCGGAAGAUCUCACAGCCCAGGACGGGUUCCAGGAAGGAUGGGGUGUCUCCAGGAGAGCACCCCUCGGUGCCAGAGGAGGCCUGGGAGAAGGACAGGAGCCUGGUCCCUCAGGGCCAUGGGCGGUGCUGCCGCCGGAUCGUCUUCCACACAGACCGCGCGGGGAGGAAACAAACCCACCGGACACCAGCAUUGAUUUACUGGUCCACAGCCCGGCCGACUCUGGAAAACACAGUAAAAAUGGGCGCUGCCCAGAUGAACAAGGCAGCCGCAGGCGAUCCUCGUGUCUCUCGGGCCUCCGUGGAUCUGAAGCACAGCUCCACUUUGCCCUGUGCACGAGCAGGAAAGCAAACCCAGAGGCAGAAGAUACUGGUCUGUAUGAGCAAGAUGGCUCCAGAGCGCGGCCCCUGCGGCGUGGACCAGGUCCUCCAGAGCACACCCCCUGCGGCAAGGACAGCGUCCGAUGAGGCAGAGACACCGCGCACUCACAGCACAGCCCGCAGCUCCACAGCAGGCGCAGCGGGCCCGGCCCCACCGGCUGAGAAGGGUCCCGCGACACGUUCCUUGCUCUCGGAGCUGGAGGCCCCACGGCAGGCCCAGGGCAGGCCGCAGCUCUGCCAGGGCCACGUGGGCACGUGCAGCAAACUGUCUUGGAAGGAGCAGGGGACCAAAGACAGCUCAGAGCAGCCGGUGCUGCAGGUGUGCUCCGGGGACCCGGCUGAGGCCGCCGCCCGCCGACCCCGUCGCCCCCUCGCGGAGCCCAUCGGCGACCUGCCCGCGUCCCGGAGCCCAGACGGCCUGGACGGCACGGACCGAACGAAUCCGCUCUCCCGGGGGCCGGUUCGGGCGCGGGGCGGCGGCGACGCCCGCCGGGUCCCCCGGUCCGCGGCCGGCCCAGCGCGGAGCGCGGAGGAACUGCGUCCGCGGGCGCUCGACUGUGGGGUGGUCAGUGAAUUCCUGCAAGCCCUCUCCCCGGUGCUCCCGGGGACGGCCGGCAGCAGGAGGCGGGACCCGCGUUUCCCUCCCCGAGGACCGAGGACCCGAGGGCCGGCAUGCCCGCGGCUGGCGCUGCCCGGCACCAGCAGCUUUGUCUUUGCGGCCCGGCGGACGGCGCGUGAGCGACCCGCGGCCCGGCGAAGGCCGAGUCCGCGCGGGGCUCCUCUGGGCGCAGGGCCCUCCGCGCGGCCCGGGCCCGUGGUCUUCGGGGGUGGCCGCCGCUCAGCGGCUCAGCCCGGCCGGGGCCCGGCCUGGGCGGCCCGGGACGCGGAACCUCCCGGCUCCCCCGGCCCACGGCGCCCGGGCGCGGGGGCGCGGGAGGCCGCGGAGCGCCCACGGAGGCCGGGGCUGCGGCUGCGGUCCCCGCCCCGCCCGGGCGGCCCGGCCCGCCGCGCAGCUUAG